GCCAUCUUAGCUUACAGGAUCCUUCUGCUAAACGCCCCGCUUGUAUUGAAAUUAACGCGGGCUUGCAGGAAUUUUGGGUCUUUAUGUCCAUUAAGUACCCUUCAUCUCUUUUCAAUGUGUAGUUAGUGACAAAAGAUAUUGUGAAAAUGGCAUCCACACAGUUUUUGCUCGGUUUUUGCCUAUUCUUUGGAUUAGUACUGCUGACCUGCCAUGCCAAGCCUUAUCACCAGAGGUCCACAACAAGGGAACAUAUUCCGUCAGAUGAGCAAGAUGGCUCGACAGAUAAGAAGCCCCACCGAGUCGGGUUAAAGAAGGGGAAAUGGAUGUCUUGGGAUCCAGAUAUGUUAAUACCUGAUGAGAAUUUCAAAGAAAUCCCUAUUCCAGAUCCUUGUGAAAAUGUUUGGUGUCAUCAAGGACGUGUCUGUCAAGUAACAUCCAAAAACCGUGGAGUUUGUGUCUGCGGACCUCCAGACCUCUGCAAUGGCCAUCGCAAACAGGUGUGCGGAGAUGAUGGUAUUAUGUACUCAAGUCACUGUGAGCUACAUCGCAUGGCAUGCAUCAAGGAUAAACAUAUUGGAGUGGACCAUACCAAUAAUAUGUGCAAUCCAAAGUUAUUACUUAAAGCUGACCUUAACAGCCUAUGUGAGCAUUUCUGUCAUCUCCCCGAUGUCCAGCUUGAAUCUUGUAAUUGUCCCGGGAAAAGCCAAGUGUCCUCUUCCUCACAAGAAGAUGACGAAGAAGAAGAAAUGCAACCAACAGAUGAUAAGCCAAAGAUGAAAGACCCACUGGACAUGAUACAGGAACAGGAUACGGCACCUAAGGAAGAGAAAGUCUUGACAACAAUGCAGCCCACAGCUAUGACAAGGGAGCUACAAACAGAGCGCAUCAAUCAUUGUACCAAGAAGGAAUUUAUGGAGAUGAAAAAUAAGCUUCUAUCUUUCCAUUGCCAUAGGAUUGGGGAGGAGGAUUGCCCAACCUCAGAUAGUGGUGAUUUUAAAAACAAACCAUUCCUUGGUAAUGUCAUGUUCACCUAUUAUGACGGUGACUUAGAUGGUUUACUUAGCGAACCAGAGCUGGAUGCGGUGGAGAAGAAGGACCACUUGGAUAGAUUGUCCACGGAAUGCCAUCUCAGGGACCUGAUGGUAUUCGAUGAUGGUGAUAAGUCAAAGCAGAUCUCACAGGAUGAAUUCCUGAAGGCUUUCAAUGUCACCAAAGUACUUCUUGAUGAUGACAUCAAGUAUACAACAAUUGUCACGAAUAUCGGCAAGAGUUUGGAACUGCAGUGCGACAUCAGAGGAGCAGAGCAUAUCAUCUGGAAGAGAAAUGGAGCUGACUUGUCGCAUAUUGCAGACGAUUCCAUAUCAGUCCUCCCAGAUGGCAUUCUCUACAUUCACGAUGUGAACCUAGAACACAUGGGUAACUUCACCUGCGAAGAUAGGGAUGAGGAUCAGGUUGUUCAGACACACACUAUAAGAAUACAAGUCCCACCAAAAGUGAGGGUAGCCCCUAUCCCCCAUGUCUACCCAACUGGAGCAACCGUGACCCUCCGCUGCCAUGCUGAUGGCAUCCCUGAGCCUAAGAUCAUCUGGGAAAAGAAUGAAAGAGAAAUACCAAGUUCACAGGACGGCAAGAUCUAUCUUAGAGAAAGAAAAAACACAACUUUGCUGAUUCAGAGCGCAAACUUUAGCACCGAUACCGGAGCAUACAAAUGCCGAGGGUUAAAUGCUGCUGGAGAAGGACAAGAUAUCUCGACAGUGUUUAUCACUGAUGCCAGUGAGAAAAGACUACCAACGAUCUCAAGUUUCGAGAGAUUUGUUGUAUUCCACGACAACGGCUUCACUGUCUACGAGCCAGAGUUAUGCACGACAGGCCACCAAGUCACAUGGAGCUAUUCCUACUUCAAGGGCCCAGAUGGAGGCAUCAGGACUCUCUGCGAGGCAGAGCAUGAGUGUAGCUGGGGCUCGGCAGCCAAUAUUCAGAACAGAUAUCUCUAUGUCACCCAGCCUAAACUCAACAGAGUGAUCGUCAUCAGUGUCCAGAAUGGAUUUAAUCCAGUUGAGGUGAUCAACUCGGACAAGGUUCCAGUCUCCAUCCAUUACAUUGAACACCUUGACCAGGUUUGGGCUCUGUGCUGGAACACUGAUGAAAACACCGGAUCCAAGACUCUCAUGGUCAUAUCAGAUGCCAGCAAGGAUACUAAACAUGAGGCCAUUCAUACAAAACCAGUCGGAAAUCAUUUCGAUCUCGUGAAGGAUGUAUUCUUGCCUCCAAGUGACGACCUGAAGCAUAAGUUCCGCCACGGAUACGUCGCUCACUUUGAGCAACAGGCAUUGUACAAACUCGACCUGAGCAAGAUGGCAUACGUAAAAACCAUUGAUCUGCAUUCUUACAACUGUAUUCCUAAGUCAGUUGGUUUUGUCUCUCUGGGUGGCUUCGUUCUAAUCCAGUGUGACACCCCAGCAGGCUUUGAGAAGAGGACCCUUCAGCUGGUAAUGGACUAUCUGACGGACACAAUCACAGCAAAGACAACUGUCCCUGGGAGACCACAUGUCACUCCUGAUGCCAAAUACAUUGUGAAUGUUGACACAGAUAUUGGUGCGAUAGCAGUUCAGAAGAUGUCUGAUGAUGGCAUAUUGACAUACAGUUUUGAUGAGUUUACAAACCUCCACAUCAGCGAUGUUGCCUUCUUCCCCUCCUCCUCAGGGCAGGGUUAUGACUUCUUUGCCACAUCGGUCGACCAGAACAAUCUCAUGUACAUCAACCUGGACACUGGCCAUGUCGAACUAAUCGAAGGUGUUGGAGAAUCCAUCCGACCUGAAAAUUGGAAAUGGAACCAUGAGAACCGGGCGAUUAUCAGCAGCGGAGUGUUUGGAAAAUACCUUAUGACACCAUCAGGAACGUCAAUGAUAAUAGUUGAUGGACACAGACGUCACGUGCAAUGCGAAUUACCGGACGUCAGCCGUGGUAACGUCAUAUUAUGGGUGGAGCCGAUAAGUUUUUAAAAUGAAGUAGAGACUGGAUUUUGCAAUUUAUUUAAGAAAAGAGAUUUCGGGUCAUUUGUACCAUUCAUACAAGUCAGCAAGCAAUGUUUGAGUAAAAGGCUAUGGGAUGGCACACCAACUUUAACACCAGAUUCCAUAUUUGUGUGUGUCGAUCAUUGAACAUUAUUGCGAUAUGUCCAUGCAUCAACGUUUGUUUACAUUAAUUCUAUUGAUAUGCGAGGAUGUGCUAGUUAUAAGAUAGAUCAAUGUAUGUAUAUCAUGCACCUACAUUAUGUAAUUAUUGAGCUAAUUAGUAUGGCCGUUGAAAAGUUAAUGGUUAGCCUAAUGUGGUGACAGGUCAUGAAAUAAUGGUAUUCAUGUUUGUUCUAGUCUGGUUUGAAAGUUUUGUGGAAUUUUGCACAAAAAAACUGAAAUAAAAAAAGGCAAUUUAAAGCCCUGGAGCAUUGCAUUGACCGCUGAAAUGAGUUUGUAUUUUUCAAUUGCCAGUACUGAAGGAGCUCACUCACACUGCCCGAUUGUGCAGCAUAUUAUUUGUGGCCACUAACACAAAGUCUAUGAUUCUCAAAACACCAAAAUAAAGGGCCAUAUUGUAGCCUAACUAUUGUUCUUGUCUAUAUGUAAAUGAGUCAUGAAGGCACAGGGAUGCCCCAAGUGGUCGAAAUCGCAUCCUCUCCGAUAACAGUGGGUUGUAUUUAUCUAAACUGUCACUAGUGUUUUCAGUGUUAACCCUAUUCAAAGUAUAGAAAUCAGUUAUUAUGAUUUACAUUUUGGUGAUUUCAUUCACAAUUAUAAUGGGGUAGCACAAGUGCUAUUUGUAAUAAUCAUGUGAUUUCAUAGCAGACAAAAAAGACCAUUUCACCAUUUAUUGUAGGAUUUACCUCAAACUCCAGCAAUGAAGAUGAAUUCAGCCUCGUUGGCUGAUUCUCACAUUGGUGUAAGAGGAAAGGUCAGUUCAGUAAGUGAAGUGGAAAACAGUUUGGGCUUAUGUCGGGCGGGGGGGGGGGGGAUAUAAAUUUAACACAUGAAUUACAGUGUAACUUCGAUUGGAAUCUACAUGUUGUAUCUCUGUACAAAUCUGUAGAAUUUUACACUGUAUUACUUGGUGUGUUGCUUAUAACGGUUGAGCAGUCAUAUUUGCACCUUUGAGGUGGAAAAUCAGCCUGGGAAAAUACUCAUGAAAUGUAAAAGAAAUUUGGAUGUAAAAUUGUUAGAGAUUAGAGCGGUGUUAUUUGAUAUCUCAGUGUCUAGGAAUGAUUAAUGAACCUCUUUAUACAUAAUUAAAGAAUAACAAAAUUCGAAAAAUUGGUUUGGAAAAAAGUAUCUUUCCAGCCCUAGUACCUCUUAAUGUAUGAUGAAACAAUUUGACUUGGAGUGAAAUUAAAAAAAAAAAAAUUGUGACAGGCCAUUUACAUCCCUAGACGCUGAGAAAUCUAUCAUCACCAACUCAAUUUUCUCAUCUAGUCUGUCUCAUAUCUUUUUGGUUUUGUACAUUCAAAAAUUAAUAUUCAGGAAAAUUACAUUGCUUAGUGUUAGUUUUUAUACUAGGCAGAGUAUAUGAGAAGAUUGAGUCUCGGUGUGGCUUUUGUCAUUAUGUAAGAUGUCAAAUGGUAUAAGUGUAAACGAUGUAAAAGUAUGGUUUGAUUUAUACUCAAUCAUACAAAGUAUUUAUAACUUAGUCCAUAUUGUUGUUAGCAGACUCUCUCAGUCCUCUCUGUAGUUUAAAAUAUAGUUAGAAUUGUUAGAAUUUCAAGACUGUGAGGGAGUCAUUUCCUGAUGAGAGAAAUCUAAAUUUGUGAAAAAAUCAUGCAUUGUCAAUGUAUGAAAUUGACUAUCAUGUAGCUGAUAGAAAGGAUAAGGUUUCUAGCCACUACAUGAUGUUUUUCAUUCCUGAUGGUUUUGAAGUCUAUAGUGUUAUCAUUAAGAAAUAACGUGUUUAUAGCUUCAAAGGGAUGAAGUUAAAAAAUACCAUGAUGGACCAAGACAAAGAAACCAACUGCUGUCCAAUUGACAUAUCAUCUUGCACUGGUCCUAGUAUGCCUUGUAGGCCAUCUUUCUCGAACAAAAAAAAGUUAAAAAAUGUAACUGUCGUAUAACACAUGUCAGCCAUGCGCCAGGAGGUGGCACCCUCACGUCUGGAUCACCUGCAUAUAUGCAACAUAUUAUCGUGGCCGAACCAGUUUUGUGAGCUGGUGAUCAGUGCGUGUUGUAUUCACAUCGCUUGAUUUUAAAUCAAUCCUUAUAGCAGCAGGUUCAUCAGUUAGGUAAGACCCACUUGCAGAGAAUCUCAAAAGAGCGGCAUAUAAAAGAAAAGGCCCUUGACAACCUUUGUCUCAUUGUGUUAAUACGGCUUGUUCCUUUGUAAUACGGACAUACUUCUCCAACUAAAAGGGGUGACUACCUCAGGCAUGGUAAAUCUGUCUCAAGUUAUAUGGACGACACCACUGGGAGAAAUCUGUCUCUGAUUGUCUAGAAGGCUGUAUUUUUUCCUCCUAAGGUGGAUCCUCUUGUUGGUAUCUUUAAGUAAACGUGUCUCAUACUGGCCAGAAAAUUGCCUUCAGUUCAGGAUGUUGACACCUCUUCUAAUAUCUUCCUGUCUUGGCGGUCAGGAAGACUGACUUCUCCAAAGAGUUCUGGUAUGAUGGUUUUUGACAAUCUUAACACUUGUAGCUUAACAGCGAAUAAAUCUUUUGAGAAUUCUCUGCAAAUGGUUAAUUCCAUUCAAACGAUACCGGGGGUAGCAAUGCUUUACUUUGUAAAUAUACUUUCUAUGUGCUAUAGCUUUGUUGAGUCCCAAUCACCUGACACUAAUGUAGUGAGUGCCUAUAUAUUUAUCUUAAACGAACGAAGAUGACAGUUCAAGUUAGAAAAUUUAUAAACUAGUCUUACUGUUUCUAUGUGCCAAGUUUGAAGGGACAAGAAUGUUAUUUCGAACAAGGGGCUACAGAUAAUGUAAAUAACUGCAACCAGGGGACAGUAGCUGGUACUAUGUUUGCUAACCAUGGAGAUCCGGAAGACAAAACACCUUGAGACUACAGGUACUACAGGUAGGCAAGUCUUCUGGCCAAACAUGUGUAUAUUAUCUUUCACCCAUACUUUUUGGGAUGACAUAUUUGCCCCUUUAGGAAGUUGUAAACAUAUAUGCUAAAUGCUUGAACUAUUUAUUUAAAAUAUUCUGAGCCACAUCAGCAUUUUGUACACCAAGUAUCUUUUAUUAAGUGUUUGUUAUCAGUUGUGUUUUAUAUGUGAGAUAUAUUGUUUUCAGCUUUUUUCUCGUUGGUCAUCCUGAUUGAACAAUGUGCGUUAUUUGAAUAUGAUCAGAUAAAAGUCUUGUGCACAUGAAAGAAGAUGACAGUUUUCCUUAAAGUUUGGUGAUAUCCUUGUCUGUCCAGCCACAUCAGAACUAUGUCAAGUAUGAAUAGAUAAACACCAGCGUAGAAGAGUGUGUCUAGUUUGCGUAGUGGUGCCACUGUCUUCGUUCCAAGUCAUGGAUGGACAGUGGACAAUCUUAUGAAAUUGCUAUGGCUGCAGGGAGUGAACAUGUGCAUCGAAAUAGCAUGGUGUAACAUAACGAAAUGUGUAACUCUGUACUGGUCAAGAUUUGAUGGCUGUGUGAUCAUUUAAUAAAGCUGAGCUUGUGGUAUUUA
Messenger RNA from Lineus longissimus, 6646 nucleotides. Its product is annotated as follistatin-related protein 5-like. Lineage: Eukaryota; Metazoa; Nemertea; Pilidiophora; Heteronemertea; Lineidae. The transcript has 17 exons. The record is from RefSeq and is a predicted model, not a curated record. Bases 147 to 3002 code for a protein of 951 amino acids. Gene Ontology annotation, biological process: regulation of BMP signaling pathway; multicellular organism development; cell differentiation. Gene Ontology annotation, molecular function: protein binding.